AUGACCUCCCCAUCAGACUCAUGGCCCGCAAUCCUCACUACCGCCAAACACACCCCCCGAACAUCAACACCGAAACCCGACCUCCCCUCCCCACAGCAGCAAUCCCUCAUUGACUCCCUGCGGACCCUCCCUCGCAUGAACCAGGAUGUCGAGGCCGAUGCAGCUCAAUCGCAAGCGGAACUAAAAUCAGCUAUCGCCGAUAUUCUAUCCGAGUACGAGGACGAGGACGAGGACGAAGACGACAAGUCCUGCACCUCAACAUCCAACGAAAAUAAAACCACAAUCGAGGAAUGGGAAAACCUCCACGCCUUCCUAGCAUUCAUCACCAAGGAACGGAUUGUCCGGCUAGAAGACGUCGGGAUCCAUGUUUUGAGGGUUGCGCUGGAGAGGGGUGAGCCGCACCAGCACCAGCACCAACACCAUUAUUCGCACCGGCGGUACCCGGAGACGGGAACGAAGAUGGAGAUGAAGACGGAGCAAGGGGGGAAUCGGAAAAAGAUGGCUGUUUUCGUCUCCUGUGCGGCCAUCUGGGCGGUGGUCAUGGGUGAGGAGCUGUGGGAACGGAGGCAUGAGACUGACGAAUGCCCCGUGGGAUUGUCUCUGUCGCCUGCGCAGCGCGCAUCUGCGGCUGCUGCUCCUACUGCUGCAGGGGAGGCCGCCGCGGCGACUACUGUCUCCAAAAGUCGCUGGCAGAUGUGGAUUGAUCGGUUUCAGUUUCUGAGUCUGGCUGAAGAUCUGGAUAUCAAGACGAGGGAAUUGGCUGCCGAGGCGGCCGCCGUGAUGCGUCGCGUGACUUAG
Aspergillus fumigatus Af293 is the source of this 798-nucleotide messenger RNA. RefSeq names its product DUF3632 domain-containing protein. NCBI's taxonomy places the organism in Eukaryota, Fungi, Ascomycota, Eurotiomycetes, Eurotiales, Aspergillaceae. The record is from RefSeq and is a predicted model, not a curated record.